Molecule: messenger RNA, 669 nt
Organism: Mesorhabditis spiculigera
Lineage: Eukaryota; Metazoa; Nematoda; Chromadorea; Rhabditida; Rhabditidae
Source: the annotation of a GenBank genome assembly
AUGCAGGGCAGGUGGAAUAUUGCGACGAUCCGUGUCAAGCAGGAAGUGCAGUGUUUUGAAGACGAGCGCCCGAUGUCGAAUGGGAGUGAAAACAGUUUGGAGCAGCAGAUGAAUGGCAAGAAUAAGAAGCCAAAAGACCGCAUCCGACGCCCGAUGAACGCGUUCAUGAUUUUCUCCAAGCGGCAUCGACCGAUGGUCCAUAUGAAGUACCCGAAUAAGGACAACAGGACGGUUUCGAAGAUUCUGGGAGAAUGGUGGUACGCGCUGCCACCGGAGCCACCAGCACCAGUUCAACAAGACAUCAAGCCGUUCCCGAUGCCCAUCUCGCAACAAUUUGCCCCACCGCAGCCGCCGUCCUUCCAGAUGCCACAAGCCUGCCAGCCACCACCUUGCACAAGACCUCAAUCCGAUCGGCUGGCCCGUCUUUUUGUGGAAGGUCUCGAUCCGCAUACAUUGAGCCCGUUGACACCGACAACUCGCUCCUCGUUCUUCAGCCUUGCCGGCAAUGAGGUUCCAGUCGAGUCUCAAAUCCUCUCCCCAUCCUUCAAGCACUUCCCUAUUUUGCUGCCGACGAAUAGUAUUCCUUGCUCUCCCCUGUUUCAAACGGCUGACUUCAACUUCUUGAUGAAAACUAUUGCGACGAGUCAGCAACAAACGGUCACGACACAG